Fonsecaea erecta is the source of this 1491-nucleotide messenger RNA. RefSeq lists its product as hypothetical. The transcript has 3 exons. Gene Ontology annotation, molecular function: iron ion binding; monooxygenase activity; oxidoreductase activity, acting on paired donors, with incorporation or reduction of molecular oxygen. NCBI's taxonomy places the organism in Eukaryota, Fungi, Ascomycota, Eurotiomycetes, Chaetothyriales, Herpotrichiellaceae. The record is from RefSeq and is a predicted model, not a curated record. Bases 1 to 1491 code for a protein of 496 amino acids.
AUGCUCCCCGUCUACCUCCUGUUCCUGGUGCUGGUACCUGGCGCUCUGCUCCUUGCCUCAUUCCUGCGCAAUCAGUUCUUCCACCCACUGAGUAAGUUCCCGGGCCCUUUCUGGGCAGCGCACACGGAUCUAUGGAGGGUCUACCACCUGUGGACCAGGCGCAUGCCGGACACCAUGGUGCAGGUGCACGAGAAAUACGGGCGGGUGGUGCGCGUGGCCCCGAACGAGCUGAGCUUCCAGGGCGUCGAGAUCCUCGACCAAGUCUACAAGGGCGGGCGGCGCUUCAUCAAGAGCAAUCUCUACGACGGGUUCACGACCUUCCACCCGAACUCGUUUGGGACUCGUGACGAAGACCUUCACGCGAAGCGGCGUCGCCAGAUGGCGCACAGCUUCUCCGUCGCUUCUCUGGCGCAGAUGGAGUCCAUCUUCAAUCGCCAUCUCAACAACCUCAUCAGUGCUAUUGCCGCACAGGGCUCCAAACCGUUUGACCUGAAGAAUCUCAUCGGGUAUUAUGCGUACGACGUCAUGGGCGAGUUGGUCUUCCACACCGAGUUCGGAUCUCAAGAAGCCCAAGAUCCUGCCAAGCUGCCACCGAUCAACGAGCACAUUUUCCUGGGCUGCCUCUUUGGCAUGCUCCCGUCCCUGCUGCCGUAUAGCAUGAGACUGGCAAACCACAUCCCGCUCCCGUGGCUGCAGAAUCUCCUGGAGAGCAGGAAGGCGCUGCGGGACAGGACAUCAGCGUGCGUUGCCCACGAAAUGGCCAGAGAAAAGAUCAGCGACAAGCACAGCAUUCUGACCAGGCUCAUCCGUGCGAAGGACCCCGAAACCGGUGAGCGGUUGUCGGAGGUGGCAGUCAGUUCGGAAGCCUUUGCGUUUCUGGUCGCCGGGUCACACACCACAUCGGGUACCUUGACUCUAUUAUUCUAUCAUCUGUUGCACAAUAAGAGCGUGGCAGACAAUCUCACCAAAGAAAUCACAGCAUGCAUCCCCUUCAAGGAUACAGCUGGGGACUCGUUACCGGCUUAUUCAGGAUUGGAAUCGCAGCUACCGUACGCGACGGCUUGUAUCCGGGAGAAUUUCAGGAUUUCCCCGGUUUUCACCAUGCCGCUACCGCGCACUGUGUGUGAUCCCGAAGGCGCGGUGAUUGAGGGGACCUAUGUUCCUCCCGGGACCAACGUCUCGAUGGUCAACCAAGUGCUUCAUCACAACGCCUCCGUUUGGGGCACUGAUCACAACGUCUUUCGGCCCGAGCGGUGGCUUGAUCCGGCAAAGCCACUGUCUCCCAAUGAUCUCGCCCCCUUUGGCGCUGGUCAUCGAGCAUGCAUAGGCAGGAACGUGGCGAUGAUGAGCAUCGUCAAAGUGUUGACGGCUGUGUGGCGCCGAUACGACCUUGAAGUCAUCGAUCCCGCGGAAGAACUGAUCGUGGAGAGCGUGGGCAUAGGAGAGAAGCAGGGACCCUUGAUGGUUAGGGCUAAAUUACGGGCAGAGUGA